Ixodes scapularis (black-legged tick) is the source of this 4472-nucleotide messenger RNA. RefSeq names its product ribonucleoprotein PTB-binding 1. Lineage: Eukaryota; Metazoa; Arthropoda; Arachnida; Ixodida; Ixodidae. Gene Ontology annotation, cellular component: cytosol. Gene Ontology annotation, molecular function: mRNA binding. The transcript is spliced from 11 exons. The record is from RefSeq and is a predicted model, not a curated record. The coding region runs from base 30 to 1901 and encodes 623 amino acids.
CGCCAAAGACAGACUUAAAAAGCAUCAAUAUGGCGGCCUGUUCAACGGCAGGUGUGAGAAGUGUCGGCCUGAACUCGGGCAUCGCCAUGAAGGAUUGCUACUCGCAAAUUAAAGGAGGAGAAAAAAUCUGCAGCGGCGACGCCAACUGCCCCUUCAUCAACGGUAACGACGCGGGCCAGGGCGAGGAACGAUGGCUGCAGUCCCUCCGACAGUUCCACAACGGGCGGAAUCUCCAAAUGGUCCACCUUUCGCCGUCAGUCACCGAAAAGGACAUCAUUGAUUUCUUCCAACAAACGGGCACCCUGGUGAAGAAGGUAGAAAUUAACAGAAGGACGCACAUAGCCCGCAUGAAAGUGGACAGCUCGUACGAGUUUGACCCGCUGAUCCGGCCGUGGAACUUUCCACGGACCCUGCUGGGUACGGACGCCAAGCUGAAGAUGGGCAGCAGUGACAGCUUCCUUUGCGUCACAAAUCUGCCCACCAACUGGAGCGUCAAGCAGUUCCAAGAGCUGUGCGAGAAGUUCGGGCCUGUUGUGCGCUGCUUCCUCAUCUACCAUCACGCCACGGACGAGAGCCUGGGCUUUGGCCUGGUGGAGUACUGCAGCCGAGCUGUGGCCUGCCAGGCCAAGAACCUCCUGCACAAAAAGCAGGUGCAGCAGGGAGAGAUCCACUGCGACUGGCUCGAGCACAACCUGGUCAACUACGCCGACCUGUACCCGCGCUGCCUCUACGUCGGCAACCUGCCCACUACCUUCUGCGACAUCUACGCCUUCAGGCAGCUGUUCACCACCGUGGCUAGCCCCACCUACUGUCAGCUGUCGAUUGUCAACGGUGUGCCACAAGGGUUCGGUGUGGUGGAGUUCCGUCUGCACGAGGAUGCGCGCAAGACCAAGGAGCUGCUGCACGGCCACUGCCUCAACGGCAACCGGCUCAACAUCCUCUUCACCUCCCCGGGAGUCAGCGCCUACAAGCUCUACAACCGCAUCAUCGAGGAACAGGUCAGCCCGUCGCUGAUCGAGGAACAGGCUAAGAAGAUGGAGAAGAACGGCGCGCUUUCUACUCCGCAGCUGUCGCCAGCGCUCCUGGCUCAGUUUUCCGUCGUCCAGAACUCAAAGGUCGCAAAGACCUUCCAGAAGGCCAUCAAUCUCAAGGGCAAGGGCAAGAACGCUUCACAGGUCUCCACGACUGCGGCGAGCAACCACGCACUCAUAGCCUUGCAGAAUUUCUUCAACCAGCAGAUCUGCACUCAGCAGGCUUUGGGUCAGAUGGCACUGGGGCUGCCAGCUCCGCCCUCGGACUCCUCCUACGACUCGUCGCAGCAGCCCCAGCAGUCUGGCAACGACGGGGACACCAAGGGCAAGGCGGAGGAGAAUGGGGCCCCCGGGGAGGAGCGCAAGCGCAAGAACGAGCCCGUCUACCAGCCGCAGUGUCCACUUAAUUAUUCCACCAUGGAUAAUUCUAGUAAGCACCCGAGUUGGGCCUUUGAGGGCGCCUGCCAGCAGCAGCAGCAGCAACAGCAGCAGCGCCAGGGGGCAGGCGGCUACCCGCAGCAGCAACAGCAGCAGCAGUCCGUGGAGGCGAGCAACGAAGCGAUCAACAUGUCGAGCGAGAGCCGGGACCAGCAGAGCCCCCAGGGGGCCUCGUGCAGCUGGCAGUCGGCCUGGGCUGGGGGCCAGAACCCCGGGGAGCAGUCCGGCCAGCCCAUCAUGGGCCAGGGCUCCUCCUACGACAAGCAGGAAUCCGAGAUGUCUCCGUCAGAUCGCAAGCGCAAGGUGCACCAGCUGAUGCCGUCGCCGGAACCAAGUCCCGAGCACGGCUACAUCGGCCAGCACUCCCAGGCGCUGGGAGGCCAUUACGCCGACUCAUACUUCCGCUACAAAAAAAUGAAAGUGGGCACCUAAGCGGGAGUAUGGGCCCCACCGCCCCAGCCGCGCUUCGGAGCCCUCCCCCCGAACCCUUACUUCCCAUGCUUCAGAGGCUGCGAGUCCUAUCGACUCAAAGAGAACAAGACAACAACAACAAAAAGCGUAGAAGGCCCUUGUUCAACGCAGCGACCUUCCUCGUCUCUCUGUUCGAUCCUGUUCCCCCUCCCUUCCCCUUACGACCUUUUGCAGUUGUCGCUUGAGGUUGCCCUCUCUUUUUCUCUCUGUUUCUCGAGUUGUUUGUACCACAUCCGUUUUCGUGUCUGUCAUCGAUUCGUCGCGCCUUUCGGUGCGAGAGGGGUCAAGGAAGCAGGGGUGAUCGAGACUAGCGAAAGAGCCACGUUGCAGACGGAACUUAGGUCGUCUGCUCCGCAACGUGCGGGAGGUGCCCCUUUUAAAGUUUUCACUUUCGAAGACCCUCGGGAGGACAGACGUAUGCAACGCCGCGUUUCGUUUUAAGCUAUCCUGUUUUAGCGCGUCGCGGGUACAAACGGUCAUCCGAACCAACCGGAAUAUGUGCCGUCGAAAGGCGUCUCCAACCUGUCUUCCGUUCGUGGAGUCGUGUGGUUCGUCCCUGCCCCGAAACCUUGUUUCGUUUCAUUUCCCGAUUGGGAGUUUCGUAUCCUGGUGACGUUAGUUUGGGGAUGACGCAGCAAGUUUUCGCUCUCUAACGAAGACGCGAGAAGCAUCAAAACACAAGGAGCGUUGGGGUCCCGAGACAGCGGGCCUGGAGCCGGGUCGGGUCUUUUUCUUUUUCCCCGAGCACGCCCGCCCGCAAAACGAGAAGUUGGACGCUUCUCCCUCCCUCUGCAAGCCGCCGUCAAAGUUGUUCCAUUUAUGCGAACGAAAGAAACAAAAACAAUGCCACCUAUGCAGGCUCUUCCACGAGAGUUCCACGCCGGCCCGCUGUCUCACGUCACAUACCCCAACCACCUUGCAAAGGUUAACACUUGUGCACAGCCAACAAGUAAACGAAAACCGACUCGCAAAAAAAAAUGUCUUGUCAAACACCCCUGCUCCCAGCAAAAAAAAAAAAAAAAAAAGCCUGCUUUGUCGCGUUUUGAGCGGCCACUGCAGUGAAGCCGGCUUUACGUGGUGUCUCCUGGUACACAUUCUGCAGACCGCCGUCGCGGACAAUUUUUUCUGCGGGCCGCAUUUUUAGAGAUUCGUGGUGGCCUCGCCAAUCAAAUCUUUUUUUCCCCUUAUCGUUUCUUUGUACAUGUAAAGCCUCGUUCUUCUUUUCAUCUUUCCCCCUCCCCCGUCUGCAAGUUCAGCACCUGAUGCAAUGUCGAGUUUUCUUUGUUUCACCUGUACAAAGAUGACGAUGCUGAGGCGAGUUUGUCGAGAAGGGUCUCCGUUUUUAUUUUUAUUUUUGCACCCAUUGAGUGUGGCUGCUCCGGUUCCUUGUGCUUGCAGACCGUGUUGUCGAAGUGCAUUCUCCCUUACUGUGUUGCGAGGUGAAGGCGACCUCGAAGUUACAAGACGAAAGGCGAGCGUACAAUGUGGAAGCCCCUCUCCAUAUUUUUUUUUUUUUUCAUUUGUUUCGCCGCUGUUGGCUUUUUCAGACUUGUAUAUCUCAAGAUCAAAUGCUACCCAUGCAAAAUACGCCGUGUAUCUAUUUUUUUUUUUUCAUUGUGUUGUAUUAUUGUUACAUUUAUUUUGUGGACACACUACAAGCGCGCGAAAGUGUUUUUGUUCCUCUGUGCAGUAUCUUGAGUUCCCUCCCCGUUUUAGCCACGUAGGCCGCCACGGUUUUACACGGACCUACACGCGUGACCCUGUUCGUUCUUUUGCGUGAGGAGGCUCCGUUUUUAUAACCCCACUUUUAAACCUCGCGCGACCAGUGUUGCACGAUUUGUUUUCGUUUUUUUUUUUCCUUGAGUUUGAAUGAGUUGUCAUAAUCGUCCCUCUCCUUAUGAUUGUUGUACAUAUAGCCAUCGCCCUCCCCCCUUCCCAAGGACUGCUUCACAGUUAACCAUACCAGGCAUACUUUCCUAGCAAAGACUUUGCCCAGUAUUUUGCGACUGGAGGUAGGCGGCAGUAGUGUGGUAGCUUGUUUGGCGGUAGAAUCGCCAUCUUAUCUCGUAGCACGUUUUGUGGCUUCACCCUCCUCUCCCCCCUUCGUAUUUAUAUACAGCCCGACUAUACACCACAGUAACUUCCACCAGUAAAUGCUUGGUCCGAUCAGGGUUUUUUUUCCGUAGUGCCAUAUAUGCGAUUACACUACCAGGUCUAAUGUCGAUGCAAAGUGCAUGGAGUAUAAAAUGGCGCCUGUUGGUUGGUAUUUUCGCCUCCUUUUAGAAUGCCUUCUCGCUUCCAGUCUUUUUUUUUUACUUUCCGGUGCUUGUUCGCGAACGUCGUCCGUCCCGCGGCUGUAGGCCUCGGGUGUGACAAAACGCUCCGCGCGUCUCGUUCCUCGACUUUUUUCCCGCCUGCUGCUAGUCGUCUCUCCGCUACGUGCAACGUAUACUCAUUUGUAUCCAUUCUGUGUAUAUAAUUACCAGUCAAUGUUACGUUUCAAGGAAAUAAAAGCUCCGUACUCUCAAAGCA